GUGGAGUGAGAGGAGGGUCGAGGAGGGUGGCAGUGAUGGGAUCGUAGGCAAGUGGAUCAUACCGCAGCUCGAGCUCAAUGGCGAGGAAGUAAAGUGCGGCGUAUGACGCCAGGUGAACAAGGAUUCUCGGCCGGAAGGGCGUGCAGCCUGUGCCUGAGUGCGGCAGGCGUGGAAGCAAAGCGCCGAGGUCAGGGCAAAGGAGCAACUCGGUGCCGUCGCCGCACGCACCUCGUAUCACACACUCGCCCCUCCUGACCAAGUCAUCACAACUCACCAACACCUCCUGCUUCAUCACGUAGCCCCCAAUGACAGCUUCACGUAGAGGCUCGGCGCCCAGCGCUGCACCCUCUCGACGGCAGUCUCUCAUCUCCAAGCAGACGGCACCCGUGGUCAAUGACCUCAGACCCAGCGAUCUCCUCAUCUCGCGUUUCAAAGGAUGGAAACAGGUGACCAAGCAGCUGACCACCUACAUGGAGGGCAUCGCUGACAUCGAGUACAAUACUGCCAAGGAGUACAAUCGCCUAGGAAGCGUCAUACAAGUGCCAUUCCGCGAGGGCAACCAGUUCCUUGGCGAAGGAGGUAUGCAGGACAUCUUCACCUCCAUCCGUGACCAGACGCGCAGAGUCGCAGAUCUCCACAGCGGACUGGCCAAGACCGUCGACAGCUCUAUUGUGCAGCAUCUACACAGACUCAAUGCAGAGAUCAAGGCUCACAUCAAGAAUAUUCAGCUCGACACGGGCAAGCUGGCAGAUCAGGUCGCGGUGCAGAGGGAGCUGAGCACCACGUUGAUCGCACAGCUGGCAAAGAGCAUCACUGCUCUCAAGAAUACCCCGCUGUCCGUCAAUGCUAGACAGGACCCCCACUUGCUCAACGCAGCCGUGCUGGAUCAACUCGUCAGACAGGUACAUGCCGAGAAUCAGCUGCAAAAGUCCAUCCUCAUCAUGCAACAAGCAUCUGCCCACUUCGAGGAAGGCAUCGUCCGAUCUCUGCAAAGUGCCUGGGCCACCUACGAUACCUGGCAGACCCAGACUGUCGCAGAGAUCCAGAAGACCUGGGAAGGACCAGCGCUCGAGUUUCGCUCCCUCUUCCCGAACAAGGAGUGGGUAGCAUUUGCUGCUCGAUCUGAUUGUCUCCUGGAUCCUGACACGCCUUUCCGCAAUCCAGAGGCAAUCGAGUACCCCGGCAAGGGCGAUCCAAGCGUCAUGGCUGUCCACGAAGGCUUCCUAGAGAGGAAGAAGAGGUACACCAAGGCGUACAAUGGGAGCUACUACAUCCUCACUCCUGCCGGCUUCCUACACGACAUGGGCCAGUCGUCAGAUCCUGCCACGCUAGCGCGGCGCAACCCCACCUUCUCCCUCUUCCUGCCGGAGUGCACCCUGGGACCUGCCUCUGCCCUGAUGAGCAGAUCACACAAAUGGCACAUCACCGUCACCUCUUCCUCCACGCAGUCAGACGGAUCAGGAGCGCGUCGCUCCAGUCGUCUCUUCUUCGACAAGAAGCGCGAGGUAGCAUACUCUUUCCGUGCUAGAAGUCACGAGGAGAUGAUAGAGUGGUGGAAUGACAUCAAGCAGCUCUCCAGGGUGUAUCUCACCAGCAGUGAACCGAUGGACCGCAGUGGGAUCGUGCCUGCUGCUGUCAGGGCUGCGGGGUAUCCUGAGCAAGACUAUAGCGACGAUGAGGUUGACGAUGAGGAGGGGGAGGAGCACGGCUUGGAAGCAGGAGAAGAAGAAGAAGAAGAUGAUGAAGACGCCGGUGGCUCCUCCGUCGACGAAGAGACAGAGACGGAGGACAACAGCCUCGUCGAGAGUCCCAUGGCCUCUGCGCCACCUCAAUCUGCUGUCCGCUCGUCCCAGCGAGCAGUACCGCAGCGAAGGGUGUCUAUACAGGUGCAGCCUCGAGAGGGGAACAGUACAGCCGUCGAUGAGCCUGAAGCUGAGCUAGAGGUAGUCGGCGAGGGAGUGCCAGGGUACGGCUCGGGCCCAUCUGCCUCUUCCGGGAUUCAGAUUGGGCCUGGUGGGUACGCAGUCGAGAAGAAGGGGUAGUGGGAACCCGAGACACAAUAACGAUUCAUCCGCUCUCGCUUUGUCAAGAAGAUCCUAUAAUUCCAUUGCCUUUUUAACGACACC
Molecule: messenger RNA, 2126 nt
Organism: Microstroma glucosiphilum
Lineage: Eukaryota; Fungi; Basidiomycota; Exobasidiomycetes; Microstromatales; Microstromataceae
Exons: 5
Coding region: 306-2042 (578 amino acids)
Source: RefSeq, a predicted model, not a curated record